Molecule: messenger RNA, 327 nt
Organism: Dentiscutata erythropus
Lineage: Eukaryota; Fungi; Glomeromycota; Glomeromycetes; Diversisporales; Gigasporaceae
Source: the annotation of a GenBank genome assembly
AUGGAACUGGACAAAGAAAUUUUACAAGUCAUUAGGACUUUAAGUCCUAACUCACUACCAGCCAUGUUGUAUGGGAUAUACCCUACUAGCAAAUUGAAUUCACCCCUAAUGGAAUUAGGUUCAAGAGACAAAUAUGUACCUGGUAUUAUAUUGAGCACAUUAUGUGAAGAUAGGCUUUAUUCUUCUUCAGAUGAUUGUAUCAAGUGUAAAUAUGAUCUACAACUAUGGACACUAUUAAAAGUUGUCCACUUGAUAAAAUCAUCAAGUGUUAUUGGUCCAUACCAGACUAUAAGGAAGAAACCGCCCAUAUAUGAGAUAUACUAUUAG